This is a messenger RNA of Anolis sagrei ordinatus, 4823 nucleotides long. It is a transcript of the gene DDHD2, whose product is annotated as DDHD domain containing 2. The record is from RefSeq and is a predicted model, not a curated record. Gene Ontology annotation, molecular function: metal ion binding; triacylglycerol lipase activity; glycerophospholipase activity. NCBI's taxonomy places the organism in Eukaryota, Metazoa, Chordata, Lepidosauria, Squamata, Anolidae. Gene Ontology annotation, cellular component: COPII-coated ER to Golgi transport vesicle; cytoplasm.
UGGCCUUAGUCCCGCCCCAGGCAAGGCAUCCCAUCGCGGGGCCGCGGUCAGGCGAGGGCGAGGAGGAGGAGGGAGAGACAGGCCUGGGCCGCGUCCAUCGCCUCUCAGGAGAGCAGAGCAGAGGAGAAGAGGCAAGGCUCUGCGGGGAAGUGCAAUGUCAGCAGCGGAACAACAACCAGCGGAGAUCUCUCCAUCAUCCAACUCUUCAUCCAGCUACUAUGAUGCAGUGGAAGCAGAAGCAGCAAAUAAAUAUGAACUGGUUUCUCCACAUUGGUUUUAUUGCAAGCUAGUUGAUUCCAAAGAAAGGUGGACUCCCUUCAGCGCACAAGACUCCGAGAAGUUGGAGCUUGCCCACCAGUCAUGUAAGCACAGCCAGGACCUGAUUGUCCCGACAGAAGGGGGCAGGUAUGAUGUGCAUUUGACGAAGAGGCUGCGUUGUGCUGUGUACUGGGAGGAAGUUGACUCUGAAGUGAGGCGCUGCACUUGGUUUUAUAAGGGAGAAAAAGACAACAGAUAUAUUCCAUACCCUGAAAGUUUCAGUGAAGAGCUGGAGGAUGCUUACAUGAUCUGUGUGACCUUAGAUGAGUGGAAAAAGAAACUGGAAUCUCCAACAAGAGAAGUAAUAAUAUUGCAUAACCCAAAGCUGAUGGUACAUUACCAUCCGGUGGCAACCACAGAUGACUGGGGCGCAAGCCCAACAGAACAAGGCCGACCAAGGACAGUGAAGCGAGGAGUGGAAAACAUUUCUGUCGAUAUCCCAAAUGGGGAACCUUUGCAAAUAGAUCACUUAGUGUUUGUAGUUCACGGAAUUGGACCAGCCUGUGAUAUCCGAUUCCGAAGCAUUGUCCAAUGUGUCAACGACUUCCGCAACGUUUCCUUGAGCAUGCUGCCUGCGCACUUCAAGAAAGCCCAGGAGCAGCAACAGAUCGGCCGCGUAGAAUUCCUCCCUGUGAACUGGCACAGUACUUUACAUACUGGGGUGGAUGUAGACCUGGAGAGAAUCACUUUGCCCAGCAUCAAUCGCUUGCGCCACUUCAUCAACGAUACCAUCCUGGACGUUUUCUUCUACAAUAGUGCCACCUACUGCCAAACCAUCGUGGACACCGUUGCUUCGGAAAUGAACCGAAUCUACUUGCUUUUCUUGGAGCGGAAUCCUGAUUUUCAAGGGGGAGUCUCAAUAGCAGGUCACAGUUUAGGAUCACUGAUAUUGUUUGAUCUUCUCACAAAUCAAAAAUGCACACUGGAUGGAGAGGAAAGGAAAAAUGAGAUUCUAGCAACCACUCCGGAAGAAAGUAAAUCCACAAAGGACAUCUUAACCGAACUUGAGCUUUCUGAAUAUUGCUCUGUAUUUGAGAAAGAAGAAGUGGACAGGCAAGCGCUGGCGUUGUGUACAGAAAAAGAACUCAAAGACAUGGGAAUUCCGUUAGGACCCCGGAUGAAAAUCCUACAUUAUUUACGGAAUAAGAACAGCAACAUUUCUAAUCUUAAAGGGCAGAAACCUGCAGCUUCUGGGGAAAGUGAAGAUGCCAAGCAGGAGGCACCUGUAAAACCCACAAAUACGGGGACAGGUUGCCGACGUCUGGAUGUAAUGACAGGGCAGGUCCACGCAGACUACCCUCAGCUGAUCUACGAGCCACAAAUCUUCUUUGCCUUUGGCUCCCCCAUUGGGAUGUUUCUCACCGUACGUGGUGUCAAUAGGAUCGAUCCAGACUACCGGCUACCAACCUGCAAAGGCUUCUUCAACGUCUUUCAUCCGUUUGACCCAGUGGCAUAUAGGAUUGAGCCCUUGGUUGUCCCUGAUGUGGAAUUUGAGCCCAUGCUUCUCCCUCACCACAAAGGCAGGAAGAGGAUGCAUCUAGAGCUGAAGGAGGGACUCACGCGGAUGAGUAUGGACCUCAAAAACAAUUUGCUGGGCUCCUUGAGGACAGCCUGGCAGUCCUUCACCAGGUCUUCGUUACCGGCUGUGGAGGCCGGGACGACGGGAGAAGCAGAGCAGGAAGUGGAAGCGGAAGCGGAAGCCAGUCCUGAGAAGCAAAAUGAAGAGAAACCUGAGGAGGCAUCCACUUCCAUGAAAGAAGAGCCCACUCCGAUCAAUGUGGGCAUGCUUAAUGGGGGCCACCGGAUUGACUAUGUGCUUCAAGAGAAGCCAAUUGAAAGCUUUAAUGAAUAUUUGUUUGCACUGCAAGGCCACCUCUGCUACUGGGAGUCGGAGGACACAGUAUUGUUGCUGCUGAAAGAAAUCUAUCAAACGAAAGGCAUCACUAUGGACCAGCCUCUUCCGUAAAAACUGACGGGCUGCACCAGGCUGGUUACCAAAUAUUUACAAGUUCACCUGGACUCUGGUUCACCUUCCUUCGUCUCCCAUCUGUUGCUGAUGCAUCCAACAUAUACCACCCCCAUUGCCUGGAGCCCUCGAGGAUUCACCACCUUCCUCAUAUUCCACAGGAUACGCAGGAAGCCUGAGUCUCUGAACUUGGCAUCCCCUGGUUAGAGAGUCGUGUGCGUCAGAUUGCAAUAUCACCUGCACAAAGCCUAGCUCUGCACUAGAUGGGGCUCAGUAUCCGGUGCUAGAUCUUCAUACCUCCUCUUACGUUGGGAAGCCCCAAUAACAGCUGUCCAUAUUGAAUAAGGGACUGAACCAUCAGGGUGAAGUUGCAAAGCCAAGUAAAGCUUGCAACAGGUAUGGACAUGAAGGAAAACCUUCUGUGGUGUUGUGUUUUAUUGUUUUGAGGAACCGAUUUGUUUUCCUAUUAUGCACACCUUUAUUGCUGCUGCUUUACCCAAUAGACGGGACCGCAGACCAAAGCAAGAGGCUGCCUCUGUUGCAGUCAAGUUGUACGAUGAGUUGCCAUUUUGGGGGUCCUCUAGCAGCAAAGAGAUGGAUGCCAGUCACCUGGGAAGAAAUGGAAAUCUAUACGUUUGUUCCCUUUCCUGAUGUAGAAGUGACUCCUCUCGUUAUUGCACUGUCUUAUCAUUUGUUUAGUUUAGUUGGGAUCCGGCUUUGGCCCGGGUCUCCAUUGUAUGCCUUCACUUGCCCUUGCCUUGUUGAGACCUGCGCAGUUGUGCAUUGAGGAAGAGUGCCUGAGUAGUUUGGCUGCGUCUUUCUCUUCCGCGUAGGUGUAGUAAGCGCUCCAAAGGGUUUGAAGGUAGUGUGUGUUUGCACAUUCCUCGUCUGUGGCACAAAAUGGGUCUAACGUCUGGCUAAAAGAGAAGAGCGGACUCGGUAUGACACUUCGGCACCAGCUUUGUGAGCUUAAUUUGAAAGUAUGUGCAGCAUAGUCUUAGCAAGCAGCCAAAACCAGUGAUAAUUGCACCUUCUAAGCCUUUGCACAGAGAUUCUUGCCGUUGGGUUUGAAGUAGGCUUUUGUGUAGUUAGCAACACAAUAGACUAGUUUCUGGACACAUUCAAGGCCUCAUAUUUAAGUCAUGGUAGUAGAUACCUCACUUGUACCUGAUCUCGGAGAAGGAUGGAAAUGCGUAUUAGGUUAGGAGAUGACGUUUUUUCCAUCUUAAAGGCAACAUUUGUCAACAUAGCGGCCUGCUGUAAAUAAGAUUAAAUAGCCAGUCCUGGUUGCUGGCACCAGUGGGAUAGCUCUUAAGCUGGCUGGAGUUUCAGAGAAGUAAAAACAGGAUGCGAAAGACGAUUCACAGGGUUGUUGUAGGUUUUUUCGGGCUAUAUGGCCAUGUUUUAGAGGCAUUCUCUCCUGACAUUUCGCCUGCAUCUAUGGCAAGCAUCCUCAGAGGUAGUGAGGUCUGUUGGAACUAGAAAAAUUGGUUUAUAUAUCUGUGGAAAGACCAGGGUGGGACAAAGGACUCUUGUCUGCUGGAGCUAGAUGUGAAUAUAUGAAAACCCCUUUCCUAGUAAGAGUGGUCCAGCAUUUCUGUGUUCUCAAAUAAAAUGGACAAUUUCAACAGAAAGGAGGAAACCAUGAAAAUGAACAAAAUCUGGCUACCAGUAUUAAAAAAACUCUAAAAUUACAACAGCACAACAAAAGAGAGGAAACAAACAAGGACAUCUAAUCACCUCUCCACAAAAGAUUGCCCCAGUCAUUGCCAGGCCAUCAAAUGCUAAUCAAGGUGGUCAGUUGAAACAUUCACACCUAGCUCCAGUAGACAAGAGUCCUUUGUCCCACCCUGGUCAUUCCACAGAUAUAUAAACCCUUUUCCUAGUUCCAACAGACCUCACUACCUCUGAGGAUGCUUGCCAUAGAUGCAGGCGAAACAUCAGGAGAGAAUGCCUCUAGAACAUGGCUAUAUAGCCCGAAAAAACCUACAACCCACUGAUUGGCACGGCAGUGGGAUGCAUGGUACUGCAUUAGUAAUUUGCUUCCACUUGUUCCAAUAUUUACAAGGUUGAAAUAUAUUGAUUUGGAGUUUUUUUGGCUUGCCCUGCAAGCCGAAUAUGCUAUCAAGUGAUUGGUCACUUAUCCACGUUUUGGUGUAGUGGUGCAGAGUUUUCACUGAUUCAGUACAUUUUUUGCAAACAGUUUUCUUCAGGUCAGCAGCACAAAAAGUAUGUUUGUGACCUGCCAUUUUGUCUCCAUAUAGUCUUAUCUAAGCGCUCCGCCAGCUGGUUUUCAACUGGAUUAUUCUUCUCCCCAAGUGUUUGCACUAUUUGUCACCCCUUUAUGCUUUCUCUUGACUGUGCGUGUACGUCGGAUUGCAAUAUCCAUUUGGUGCAAUCAACAUUAGACCCUCUGCAGGAGCGGAGGUCGAUAUAGGAGGAACCCAACCCUGGUCAGUAAAGUCCCCCAAAAACAGUGGAUGUUUAUGCACUUUGUAAAAUAUAUCUAUCCAAAAAAACCAACCUUUUUUCCAGUAAA